Lotus japonicus is the source of this 2239-nucleotide messenger RNA. RefSeq names its product probable inositol transporter 2. Gene Ontology annotation, biological process: transmembrane transport. Gene Ontology annotation, cellular component: membrane. Bases 194 to 1927 code for a protein of 577 amino acids. The transcript has 6 exons. The record is from RefSeq and is a predicted model, not a curated record. NCBI's taxonomy places the organism in Eukaryota, Viridiplantae, Streptophyta, Magnoliopsida, Fabales, Fabaceae. Gene Ontology annotation, molecular function: myo-inositol:proton symporter activity.
UCAUCUCACUUCUCAUGUCAUCCCUUGACUCACUUUUAUUUCUCACCAAUUUUCUAUCACGAGCCAACAUUGACACCAUUAUCUAUUUAAUUUCUAGUCUCUUCUUCCUCAUUUAUGGGAUAGUCACUAGUGUGGGGUUGUGAAAUAAAAAACACGAACCAAACCUGUUUAAUUUGUGUUGUUCAACAAAAACAUGGAAGGAGGAGUGCCAGAAGCUGAUGUCUCUGCUUUCAGAGAAUGUUUAGCUCUAUCAUGGAAAAAUCCUUAUGUUCUUCGUCUUGCUUUCUCUGCUGGAAUUGGAGGCUUUCUUUUUGGCUAUGACACUGGAGUCAUAUCUGGAGCUCUUUUGUAUAUAAGAGAUGAUUUCAAAGCUGUGGAUAGAGAGACUUGGCUGCAGGAAGCCAUAGUGAGCAUGGCACUUGCUGGAGCAAUCAUAGGAGCCGCAGUUGGAGGAUGGAUUAACGACCGAUUUGGAAGGAAAACAGCAAUUCUCCUUGCAGACACACUCUUUUUCAUUGGAGCGGUUGUGAUGGCAUCUGCUAUGAAUCCAGCUAUUCUCAUUGUUGGUAGAGUUUUUGUUGGACUUGGUGUUGGAAUGGCUUCAAUGGCAUCCCCUUUGUACAUCUCUGAAGCUUCUCCAACCAGAGUUCGUGGAGCACUUGUUAGUCUCAAUGGAUUUCUCAUCACUGGAGGACAGUUCCUUUCCUAUGUCAUCAACUUGGCCUUCACAAGUGCACCAGGAACAUGGAGGUGGAUGUUAGGAGUUGCAGCAGUACCUGCUCUAACACAAAUCAUAUUGAUGCUUAUGCUCCCAGAAUCACCUCGUUGGCUAUUCAGAAAGGGUAAAGAAGAACAGGCCAAAGAAAUUCUAAGGAAGAUUUACCCUCCCCAAGAAGUUGAAGAUGAAAUCAUUGCUUUAAAGGAAUCAGUUGACAUGGAACUCAGGGAAGCUUCAGAUAAAGUCAGCAUAGUCAACCUUUUGAAAACCAAAACUGUGAGGAGAGGUUUAUAUGCAGGAAUGGGAAUUCAAAUCUUCCAGCAGUUUGUGGGAAUCAACACUGUGAUGUACUACAGCCCCACCAUUGUUCAAUUAGCUGGCUUUGCAUCCAAUAGGGUUGCACUUCUUCUAUCACUUGUCAUAGCUGGGUUGAAUGCAUUUGGUUCCAUUUUGAGCAUUUACUUCAUUGAUAAGACUGGGAGGAGGAAGCUUCUGCUGAUAAGUUUGUCUGGUGUUGUGGUCUCCCUUGUUGUUUUAACUGUUGUGUUCCAUCAGACUACAACUCACACUCCAAUGAUCAGCUCCAUUGAAACUUCUCACUUCAAUAACACAUGCCCUGAUUAUAGGGCAGCUUUGAACCCUGGUGAAUGGGAUUGCAUGCAAUGCCUAAAGUCUUCUCCUGAGUGUGGCUUUUGUGCUUCAGCAGAUAAUAAGCUAUUACCUGGGGCAUGCUUGAUUUCCAAUGACACAACAGAAGAUCAGUGCCACAAUGAACACAGGCUAUGGUACACAAGGGGAUGCCCUAGCAAAAAUGGAUGGCUUGCACUAAUUGGCUUGGGACUUUACAUCUUAUUCUUCUCACCAGGAAUGGGAACUGUUCCAUGGGUUAUAAACUCUGAGAUAUAUCCUUUGAGAUACAGAGGAAUCUGUGGAGGAAUGGCAUCUACCUCAAAUUGGGUUUCAAAUCUCAUUGUUGCACAGUCCUUUCUGUCCUUGACAGAAGCUAUAGGGAUUUCAUCCACAUUCAUGAUAUUUAUAUUCAUCACCGUCGCGGCGAUCGUCUUUGUGAUUGUUUUCGUGCCAGAAACCAAAGGACUUCCAAUUGAGGAGGUAGAGAACAUGCUUGAAAGAAGGUCUCUGAACUUCAAGUUUUGGCAAAGAAGUUCUGGCUCUGGUCAAGUAGAUGCACAAAAGACUAUCUCACUUUGAGAGAAAGAGUUGUAUCAUGGCAUUGGUGUGCAAGUAGGAGACUAUGGGAUUGGACAAUAGUAUUAAGAGAGUGACAUGUCACAUGUUAGAUUAUUAUAAUUAUAGGUUUAUUACUCUGUCUUAUGUAAAGAUUUAAAAAUUUCUACUAUUCUAGUCUGUAACUAUUCUAUUUGAUGUCACAUGUUAGUUAUUUGGAACCCGCAUAAUUGCAGUCCCAUUUUGGGCUAUGAGAUGAAAUGUCAGGAAUGGAAAUUAGCACCAAAAAAAAAAGAUUCUUUUUUCAUUCAAUAAAUAUUAGAUUUUUUUUUCUGA